Messenger RNA from Callorhinus ursinus (northern fur seal), 2918 nucleotides. Lineage: Eukaryota; Metazoa; Chordata; Mammalia; Carnivora; Otariidae. The record is from RefSeq and is a predicted model, not a curated record.
GAGGUGGGGUUGGAGGGAAUGGGGAGCCAGUUCACACAGGACCUGUUGGCUGCGGCAUGAUCUUGGGCUUUUGCUCUGAAGGAGAUGGGAGAUGCAGGGCUCUAACAGGAAGGAUGAGAUGUGAAUGACCUUGUGUCCAACCAGAUGGAGGCGGUGGCUGGAUAGAAUGCCCUCUGUCCCUGGCCUGGCUAGGAGAGAGGCAGCAAUAAAGACUGCUGAGUGAGAUGGGGUGCGGUCGGCUACAGCAGGACAGGCACCCUUUGGGGCCUCCUGGGGGCCAGGUGAGACCCAGAGACCUGGGUUCGAUUGGCUCUGUGGCUGAGCUGCUGGGUCAUCUUCGAUGGUUCUGUGCCUUAUGUGCUCAGCUAUCAACGGGACUAGCAAUCCUCCCGCUGUUGUGAAGAGCCAAGGAGCUGAGCAAACUACUGUGGGCGCCCUGGAGGUUGGGAGGGGGGCAUCCUUGAGCUGAGCCUUAAUGUCCAAGUAGGAUGUAGCUGGGUGAAAGGAACAUGGGUGACGGUGGGGAGGAUGGGGGAGGGCAUCCAGGAGGAGGUACAGUGUGAGCAAAAGCUGGGAGGCUGGAGAGCAGGACACCGUAAAACAAUGGGUGUUGAAUGAGCUAACCUGACAGUCCCUGGGGAGUGGGGAGGCUGGGCGGCCCCUCCCUUCCAUGGGGCAUGGAGGGUUUGUUGUUGUCCCCACCCCCACUGCAGCAGCUGGCCGGCCCCGGGGCUGUCCCUUUGGCAGAGCCUUUUCCAGCCACCUCUGGGGCUCCCCGGGCCGGCCCCGCCCCUCGGGCUGCGCUGGAGGCAGGGGCGGGGCCAGGCGUCCCGGAGCCGGGCGGGAGCGCGCCGGGAGCAGGUGGAGGGCUGGCGGCGGCGGCGGCGGCGGCGGCGGCGGGGCUCGGCCUCCCCGGCCAAAGCACCGGCUCCCACCUCUCCCCUCCUCGCCUGCCCCCCCCACCCCCCGAUGCCUACCAGACUUUUGCCUGGGCCGGGGCCCCUGCCGAACCAGCCUCGCCUCCCUGUCGGGUGGGGAUUCGGGGGCUGAGCUGUCUGGGGUCCCAGGGCCAAUGCAGUGCCGCCUCGUCCGGGGCCUGGCGGGAGCCCUCCUCACCGUUCUGUGCAUGGGGCUCGUCUCCCUACGGUACCACUCGAGCCUGUUUCCACAGAGCAUGCGGGAGACCCCCGGACUGAGCCCGCCAAGCCCUCUGUCCCCCGAGCUGCGGCUGCACGAUGUCUUCAUUGCAGUCAAGACGACCCGAGCCUUCCACCGCUCCCGCCUGGAGCUGCUGCUCGACACGUGGGUCUCCAGGACCAGGGAACAGACGUUUGUCUUCACCGACAGCUCAGAUGAAGGCCUCCAGGAGAGACUGGGGUCCCACCUUGUGGUCACCAACUGCUCUGCUGAGCACAGCCACCCCGCCCUGUCCUGCAAGAUGGCUGCUGAGUUUGACACCUUCUUGGCCCGUGGGCUGUGGUGGUUCUGCCACGUGGAUGACGACAACUAUGUGAACCCAAGGGCACUGCUGAAGCUGCUAAAAGCCUUCCCGCAGACUCACGAUGUCUACGUAGGCCGGCCCAGCCUGAACCGGCCUAUCCGCGCUUCUGAGCCGAGGCCCCACAACCGCACGAGGCUGGUACAGUUCUGGUUUGCCACCGGGGGUGCUGGCUUCUGCAUCAAUCGCAAACUGGCUUUGAAGAUGGCCCCGUGGGCCAGCGGCUCCCGCUUCGUGGAAACGUCUGCCCUCAUCCGAUUGCCUGAUGACUGCACUGUGGGCUACAUUGUCGAGUGCAAGCUAGGUGGCCGCCUGCAGCCCAGCCCCCUCUUCCACUCCCACCUGGAGACCCUGCAGCUGCUGGGGGCUGCCCAGCUCCCAGAGCAGGUCACCCUCAGCUAUGGCGUCUUUGAGGGGAAGCUCAAUGUCAUUAAGCUACAAGGCCCCUUCUCCCCUAAGGAGGACCCUUCCAGGUUCCGUUCCCUCCAUUGUCUCCUCUACCCAGAUACUCCUUGGUGCCCACAGCUGAUGGCCAGAUGAACCCUGAACGGCUGGGCAAAGUUUGGGCUGAGGCUUCUGGCUGUCCUUGGCCUCCCCAGGCAGCCCUGGGGACUCGUGGCAAGUGCUCUUUGGUAGGGAGUCCCUGGCAGGGCCUCUGAGUUGUGGGUCAGCCCAGGAUUGGAUGGUGGCUGGCGGUGAAGGCGUCCUAAGCCCCUGGGAGGUGGGUUGGACAACCCAGAGAACAGGUACACCAGGCGAGGGCCAGAGAGGCCCGAGGGGCUGGUCUUCUAUGGGCCUUGGGUGGCUGAAUUGAACAAGCAUGGAGGGCCCUUGAACUGGGUUGGGGCUCAGGGGUCCUAACCCUCCAGAGAAUUACAUGGGCCCUCGGGUGGGGUCUGGCCUCCACCCUCAGCUCUGGUCUCUGUCAUUCCCCUGGGGUCAAGCACUGGGCCACCCACUCCUGGCUCCCUUGGCUUGUUCCCCAACCCCUGAGGGGACCCAGGUGGAAUAAGGGCAGAGCCCGGGGUCUGUGGCAGGGGCUGUCAUUGCUGACCAGUGUCUAGCUCCUUGCUCCGACCCCUUGCCAACAGAUCCCAUUUUGCUUGGAGUUAUCAGCGUGCCCAGACCCUGAUGGUGGAUCAUGAUGGAUCCCAGCCCUUGGUGAUGAUCCUUUGGCUCACUUUCCCAGCCUCCCUUGCUCAGUCUGUUAGUGCGAAUUAAACAAAGCCAAUAGAGAGGCUUCUGGGGAAGACUUGGCAGUCCCGUACCCCAUACCUUUAUGCUGCGAAUGUGGAUGUGAUGUCUGGAUCUGGGGCGGUUGUCUUGUUAUCAUGAAGGAAAGGCCAUGACAAUCAGGCACACCUGUCCCUUUUGGCAUCUGGUUCUGUGAGAAAAUUAAACCCUUACUUGUUUCAACUUC